GGAAAAGUUUUGUAGUUUAGCGUUAUGUCUCGGGAUUCUCUUGAGGGUGAAGUGACACGAAUACCAGUAUAUCGGCGUCUGUGAACCUUGAUACGCAUUUUGUUAGCAAAAGUACUGUAGUAAAGCAUCUGGGAAGAGUAUUAUUGCCUGUCCGCUAUUUGCUCUUUCCGUGGAAACUAACGUAGCGGUUGCGAUUUUGUAGUUUCGAAUAACCUGUACAUUUUAGGGAAUUCAAUAUUUAUGUUCAUAUACUGAUGAUAUAAAUUGUGCCUAGUAAGAUUACACUAUCCGAUUCUGAUGCAUUUUUUAAUGUAAUAGCUAUUUGAUGUGCAGUUUUGAGUUUUGCCCUUCUAUGUUUUCCGUGACAUACUGAUACACCGGACCGAUUGUUGGCUCUUCCCCUUUACUUGGUCUUCUUAAGGAAGCGAGGUUAAGUUUCAUUAUACCAGUCUGUAGUAAGAAAGGAUACAGCUUGUGUCUUGACCAGCCUGCCAUCAUGAAACUUGAUACUGCUGAAUUCAAGGCUCUGUUCUCCCCAGAGUUGACUACAUUAGCAUCCCUUUUUAAGAAAUAUGGAUAUGAGCUGCGGCUUGCAGGUGGAGCAGUGAGAGAUUUGCUUACGAAAAUUCAGCCAAAGGACUUGGACUUUGCAACAACAGCUACACCAGAUCAAAUGAAGGAAAUGUUCAGCGCAGAAGGAGUUCGCACGAUCAACACAAAGGGUGAGAAGCAUGGCACUGUCACUCCAAGGAUAAAUGAAAAGGAGAAUUUUGAGGUGACGACACUGCGAAUUGACGUGGUCACAGACGGCAGACAUGCUGAUGUGGAAUUCACCACUGAUUGGAAAUUAGAUGCCAGCAGAAGAGACUUGACCAUAAAUUCUAUGUUCCUUGGUCUGGACGGAACUUUGUAUGACUACUUUGGUGGCUACCAAGACAUUAUGAAGAGGAGGGUGGCUUUUGUUGGUGACCCUAACAGUAGAAUACAAGAGGAUUUUCUGAGAAUAUUGAGAUACUUCCGGUUUUAUGGUCGCAUUGCAGAGCAUGCAGAUUGCCAUGAUGACAGGACUCUGAAGGCUAUCAGGCUCAAUGCAGAUGGGCUUGGCAGGAUAUCAGGAGAACGUAUCUGGUCUGAACUGCGUAGGAUUCUGGAAGGAAACCUUGCAGGGGACCUGGUGAAAACUAUGCUGUCGCUAGGGUUAGGCCCACCCAUAGGGCUGCCAGUUGAUCCUGAUGUAGCCGAGUUUGACAGGGUGUGGAGUCAGCAGCGUGCUGAAUACCUGCACCCUGUGGCCCUGCUAGUUGCCUUGUUGAGAGUUCAGGAUGAGGUAAUGAAUUUCCAUUCACGUGUCAAGCUGUCAUCAUAUGAGAGAGAUCUCGGAUUCUUUGUCGUUGAGCAUCGUGGGGAUAAGCCUCAUGUGAAACCUCUGAGGCCAUACCAGCUGCUGGUUGUCAACAGUAAAGGGAAAACACGUGAUACAAAGGAAUGGGUAUGUGAGGUGCUCAAGUACAGGGGGGACAGUGCCCUGCUGAGUGAGUUUGAGCAGUGGAAUGUGCCCAGGUUUCCACUGAAUGGUAAUGUCCUGAAGGAAAGAGGUGUACCAGGGGGGAAGGCCUUGGGCCUGGUGGUCCAUAAUCUGAAACAGCGCUGGGUAGAGUGUGACUUCAACCUCAGCUCUGAAGAUCUGCUGCUGCUACUGCCAGAUGUCCUCAGUGAAUUGGGGGUAAAGGCCAACAGAUAGAAUGACAAAGUGUUUAUAGACAUGUUCUGCUCAGAUGCACAACACUGGAGAAAGAAAAUCAGCCACUAAAAACUUUAAACUCAUAAAUGGGUGAAUUUUGUUGUUUUGAUUUGUACUUGCUGGUACUGAAAGUGUAGUAGAAGUGGUUUUUGUUGAGUAGGGGCAAGGGUGGUAUUGUUGAUCAAAAAGGAAUCUGGAAGUGUGAUAUUGUUCAGAUAGGUUUACUUGUCCAGUUUUAUGAAACAGCCUUUUGGAUUUUGUUGUAAGAAACGGUUUAUGACUUACCCCUGUAUGCAGGUAAUAGUUGAUGUUCUACACUCCGAA
This is a messenger RNA of Zootermopsis nevadensis, 2065 nucleotides long. Lineage: Eukaryota; Metazoa; Arthropoda; Insecta; Blattodea; Termopsidae. The record is from RefSeq and is a predicted model, not a curated record.